UUGCAUCAAAUCGUGCGACUGGAACGCACAUGAAUCGCGUCGAUUUGCCAACAGUGUUUUGAAGAAACUUGCGAUUUUCUUGCGCGUAUCUCGUUUGUUCAGUCUUAAGUUUUUGCGUUCCUUUUAAUUGUAUAUAUUUUGCUUGCCUUUUGUUUUGAUCCGGAUCUUUGGUUGUUCUCCCGGCGGGUGAUGCGCAAUCCGGACGCAUCCCACGGGCCCAAGCUAUGUUUCAAAUAAUAAAAACGGGUCAAUCGAAAUCGAACCCAAAACAGUCGCAGCUUCAUUAUGUGAACUUCGCGCGAAAGGAUUGCUCGUCUCCGCCCCCGUUGGUUUUGAGUGCCGCGGCUUACACGCACAUGAGUUCCGGUGGAAAGCGCCAGUUUGUCAAGGUGAACGAGGAAAUGUUCGUCAACGAAAUCAAGAAGCGGCCAAUUCUGUAUAACACACACCUGAAGGACUACAAGAAGUUCAGCACCAGACAUGAAGCUUGGGCCGAGGUGGCCGUGGCCAUGAAUUUAUCCGAGGGCGAAUGCAAGAAGCGGUGGCGAAGUCUGAGAGACGCAUUCAUGAAGGUUGUACGGAACAAGAAUGAGGAGGAACAGAAAACUUGGCUGCACUAUCGACUGCUGGAAUUUCUCUUGCCUUAUAUUGGCGAUAGAAGUAGACGGCCAUCGAGGACAGUUGAGCUGAUGGAUGACUUCGACGAGGACACUGAAUAUGUCGAGAUAGAGGAGGAUAUGGAUAUCUUCGAGGAGAGCAGAGAACCGAUUACAGUGUCCUACGUAACCGAAGAUGGGAAGGAGGUUUUUCAAAUGUUGCAAGAUCCGGAUACAAUUCCGGAAGGUGCGGUCAUAGGAAUUGAAGAGACUGAAGAGGAAGAUGAGGGCGAAGAAGAAGAGAUGUUCCCAGCCAUGCAUCACACGGAACAGAUGACGCCGAAUGAAAAUCUCCAUUCGCAGGACAAUAACACGAACAGCUUCAUGUACGAAGAACGAUUGGAUUCCACAAUGCUGGAACUUCAGGAAGCCUUUGAGUCCUCUCGACAAGCGUCCUUCGUUGAAAGCAGAGAGGAUGACAUCAAACAAGAAGCCCUCUCGGAAGCAGAAGGAUCGGAAAUUCACGUAGAAGAAAUAGAAAUGGACUCACUGAUAUCGGAACAACCAGACGACUAUCAAACAGAUACUCAAUCAGAAGCGCAACAUCUGAUGGAACCGAUCCCGCCAAGUACGCAAGAAUCCCCACUAGAUCUUUUAGAACCCAAUCAUGAACCUGACCCAAGUUUACCGACAACGGUGCAGACCUCAAUGCCCUCGCCAGUUACAAAUUCGGCCCUCUCAACACCAGCUGAAAAACUUGAACCGAUUGCCAAUCCACCUACAAAUCCUCCCGCUGCAGUAUCUAGAGAGGAACCUUCAAACCGAGAACCAGACGCCAAAUCAUCGUCAUCCACCUGUAUGGACUCAGAUGAGCGGUUUCUAUUAUCCUGUGCACCUAUUUUACGUAGGCUACCGAACAAAAAGAAUCAACUGGCAAGACUGCGGAUACAACAGCUUCUGUUCGAACUAGAAUAUGACGAAAAAUACAGUAGUUAGCACUGGAACGUCUA
This is a messenger RNA of Aedes aegypti (yellow fever mosquito), 1606 nucleotides long. RefSeq lists its product as uncharacterized. Lineage: Eukaryota; Metazoa; Arthropoda; Insecta; Diptera; Culicidae. The transcript has 3 exons. Gene Ontology annotation, molecular function: DNA binding. The record is from RefSeq and is a predicted model, not a curated record. Gene Ontology annotation, cellular component: nucleus; transcription regulator complex. Gene Ontology annotation, biological process: regulation of transcription by RNA polymerase II. The coding region runs from base 225 to 1592 and encodes 455 amino acids.